Messenger RNA from Globicephala melas (long-finned pilot whale), 7748 nucleotides. RefSeq names its product inhibitory synaptic factor family member 2B (gene INSYN2B). NCBI's taxonomy places the organism in Eukaryota, Metazoa, Chordata, Mammalia, Artiodactyla, Delphinidae. The record is from RefSeq and is a predicted model, not a curated record.
UGCCGUGCAGUUUUUCCGGCUUUUUAUUUAUUCCUACGUGAGCAGACCCACUACACUUCUUGCAUAUAAACAGUGAAAAUUACAAUAUAAAGGACUUAUUAUUUCUCCUUUUGGAGUAAUUCUGCUGCUGGCCAAAGCCUGGCUCAUUUUGCAAAGAAAGGAAGGAUAUUCUCUGCAGGUAAUUCCACUGCUUCAAAAGACUCUCCCUGCCUGGUGGCAAAGACUGCCAGGUCCCAGACCCUGACCCCGAGGCCAAGCGAACAAAGGUUUUGGCUCAAAUACCCAGAAGUUGCAGACGUGGCUCACUUUUCCCACAUGUGAACUUCAGCCAAGACACCACGACAGGGACUCUGCCCUCUGAAUGCCCUCGGAUGCCUCAAUCCUGUCCCCAUCACACGCCACUGGGUUUUGUGAGGCUAUUCAGGCAGAUAAGUUUCCCUCACUGAAGAAAAGGGAAACAGCAUGAAAGAAAAGAAUGGCCCCAAAGGAAGAAUAUGUGAUUGACGUAAAUGGGGAUGUUCCCUUAGGAGCAUCAUGUAUCAUCAAAGAAGCCAAGCCCCAGGUCAUUUAUUUCUCUGCCUGUUUACACGAAAUGGAAAGAUAUGUUUAAGUUUCCUGUAGCUUUACACUGCAAAUUGACGCUCCCAGAAAGGAAGCCGUAUGUUCCAGACGUAGCAGGUUUCUUUUGGAAUUCGCAUGUUGGCAGUCUGGCGCUAUCCCCUAAAUGGUACUUUCAUUGUCUUUUUGUUCAAGACAGCAAGCUUCUUCCAGGAUCAGAACUGCCUGCCAGCCUCCGUUGAUAAACAGCCCACCAGCUCUCGUGGUAGAUCAGGUUUAAUGAUUAGCCUAACUCCUUGUUUACCUAAGUGGCAAUUACCACUGCAAUGGAAUAAUAUUUUAACUGCAGGGGAAGCAUUACGGAGAGCCCCCCAAGAAAACCUACUGGCUGGGAAUGGCCAACAGAGCUGCCCAUACUCAGAGGAGAGGACCACUCCAUCCCGGCUGGCAGAUCUCUGUGUCUGAGAUGCUGUCAUUAGAUGCUGCUCCAAAGACCUAAGGAAAUGUGCCCAGGAGAAGUGUAUGGUCCCAAUCCUUUCAACUGAGGCUCAAUGGCCCAGCAAAGUAUGAAAGUGAGGCCUGUGCUUCUGAAGCAUAACAGUCUAGAGUCGGUGGAGCUUGCGAAGCAACCUCACCACCGCAGGAGCAAAUCUCAGCAGGUGCGAUUUAAGGAAGAUGGCACCAGUAAGACUCCACCUGCCCGAGCUGAGGUUGACAUCCAAACUCCUGAGCACCCGGCUGUAAUGGGCGAGACUCAGGCCUCCGGGCACCAUCACCUCCCCACCUACUCACUCUCCUUCCCCAGGUCCCAGAAGGCAGGGGGCUUUCGGCACAUCGCCAUCCAAACCUCCCCCAGUCUCAGGAAGCACUUCCCAGUUUUCAAAAGGAAGAGACUCACAGCUAGCAAGUCCCUGGUGGAAAUGCAGACAGCAUCCCAAAGUGCCAUCCAGGUGAACGGCAAUCUCUCUGAACAGGACAUUGUGUCCUCUGACCUUGCCUACUUAAGGCUGUCUCGGCAUCUUGAAGAUGGGCCUCAAAGGGUCAAGGCGUCCCACCCAUUUCUCCCUAGAAUGUCCAAGGUGCAAAGCAAUGGGCCUGUGAGCAUAUGCUUGGAAGCAGGGACAUGGAGGGCCUCAGAGAAAGCAACAGCUGCCAUUCAGGUUCCAGAUGAUAUUUAUCACAGCCCUACCUGGGCAGGUAGAGAGUCCACUUUCAGCCCAGACAGGUCUGCUGAGAUUAGCAACUCCAUACCCACUUUCGUUGACAUGUGUCCAGGUGAUGGGAGAAGAGUGCCACCGUCAGAUUCAGAAAGACCCCUCUCCUGCUUAAAUGCCACCAGCGGUGCCAACCACAUGCCCGGCACAGGGAAACUUAAACCUGAAAUGCUUUUGCCCAAAGAUAACUCUGAUGACAAAGACCUUGGCCCAUUGUCAUCUCAGUCAAAGGAAACGUGUGUUCCCUCACAUCCACAGACUCACAGCUCCCCUUCGCCAGGCUCCCACAGCCAGCCAGCCCAGCCAGGGGGAGCUUCAGAUUGUGCUUCAUUGAGUAACAAUCACCAGGAUCUGCAGGCACUCAAAACUAACAGUGAGUCAAAAUCUGCCCCUGUGUGUCAGGAGCAGAUGGCAAAGAACCCCUUCCAGUCACACAUCCCAGCGUUUCAAAACUGUCCAGAAAGCGAUCACCUCCCAUCCUCUCUUCCAAGGAGGGAGACCGAACGGCAGGGCACCACGGAGAUGGGUGCACUUAAUCCAAUCCACCUGGCACAGGGUGAGUUCUGCGACCUCCAGGGCAGGCUGCAAUCCGUGGAGGAAUCUCUGCACUCAAACCAAGAGAAAAUUAAAGUCCUUCUGAAUGUAAUUCAAGACUUGGAGAAAGCUCGAGCUCUCACAGAAGGGCGCAACUUUUAUCGAACCGGCCAAGAUCUCAACAACUGCAGGACCUGCCAGAACACGGCGUGCAUCAUAUACAGGAAAAAAACAGAGGACUAGAGGUCAGGAAAGCAAGCUGAGAUUCUGAUCAUAAAUUAUGGUGUGACUCCCUUCACCAACUCACUUGUCAGCUGAACGGAGAUAACAACCUUCCUAGAUUCCUGAGCUAUUGUGAAGAUAAAAUGAAAAUGCAGAUCUGGAGUGUCUGCAAUCUGAAAGUGCUAUAUAAAAGUAAGAGGUUUCUAUUGUUUGUUUCUAUAUAAACUUUUAUCUCUGUGUGUCUCACCCAACUUCAGUUUGCCCAGCCAAGAUGCUACAUCCAGAAUCUGUCUCUGUUGUUUGCUUAUGUAUUUACGCAUUUAUCUACUUUUUGCUUCUCACUAUUUCUUCUUCCAGACAAGCCAUGACUUAGGCUUCUCGCUACUUCCCAUUACCUAGAAAAACAUCCUUCUGUUUUUCACCUAGCAUGAUGGCUGGAGCAUUGAUCUGUCAGCUAGAUGAGUGAAAUGCCCUCAAGAGGGAAACCUGAAAGCUCUCUUCCAUGCUUGGUCUACACACAGCUCACUUUCUAAAUGCAAAGUGGCACCAUGCACAGACAUCUUGGCUGGGAAAGGCUCUAAGGAUCCCCAGACAGUGAACUGGGCACUCCUGAACCAGGUGUCAGGUAUUCCUGUGUCCCCAGAGGGCCAACCUUGCAGACCUUGAAUGCUCCAAACUAUCUCAAUGGCUCCGGGCCUGAAUCCUGUAUUAUAACGAUUUCUUGACCACCAUUUGCCACUCCCAUCCCACCGUGAGCCAGAGCUCUGUACAAACUAAGCAUUCAGCACUCCUCUUCAUCCAUGUGGAUAUGAAUGGAGAAGAUGGUAAAGGUGGGAGGAUAGGUAGAUUAAGAGGAAAGAGAGAAGGGAAGGUUGGAAAAGUUACUGGUGUUCUACCUUGAUACCAAACCCAAGGCAGGCAUUUAUUCCCCAGAACCUGCCAACAACCCUCUGCUAAGAGUCUGCUUGAAUUCUCUCAAGCUGGCAUUUUAUUCCCUCUUUCAAGAUGUUGCUGAAAGUGCUGUGGGCUGGCUAACUAAGAAGUUGAGGGGCAUCUCCUCUUCUCGACCCAGCCUCAAAAUGAAAGACAGAUGAGAGAGGGCACUGCCUCCUGCCCAUUUACAGGGCAGCUGCUACCAAAACAAAAUAUACGCCUUCUCCUCCCUUCCAAACUAAACAGUAGUUUGUCAAAUGGAUGGAUAAGAAGAAAAGUGACAAUUUUCCUUUAUGUUAAUAAAUUGCCUAAAAAAACAUUAAUCAGUUUCUUUCCAAAGCACAGAUGCUUCUCUGUACUCUGUUAUUUGCCUGACCUUGAAAAGAAAGUCACCUUCAAUCCUCUUUGAAUUGUCAAGACCAAUGGGGGCAGUUGCAAGAAGAGGAUGGGGAGUUCCCUAAGUCCCAGUGAUUAUAAUGGAAGCCUGUGGUGUUUCCAUAGAAAUAUAAAGAGCAUAUUCUUCCCUGAAUGUACAUGGAGGGGAGAGGUGAAAAGUGAUGUUUCUGGCAAGGUAUACAAUUACUGAAGAGUUGAAGGUAUGAGUGAGGAGGUGAGGCAUUCAGUCUCUAAGAUAGGAAGAUAAGAGACUUACUGGAGUGGGUAGAGAUCACAUCCUACAUAAGGACAUUUCCCGUUAUUGUGUCCCAUCUGCACAACUACCCACUGAAGUAGCUUUAUAACCCCCACUUUCAGUUGGGUCUCAGAAAGAGAAGCAACUUACCCAAGGUCACCCAGCCAGUAAGUGGUACAGCCUUGGUUCAAACCCAGGAGUAUUCCAUUCGAGAGCCAUUUCUGUAUUGUCUACAAUGUGCUUUAAAUUGUGAACUAAGACAGACUUUAUCUUCUUUUUUUUUUAAAUAAAUUUAUUUAUUUAAUUUUUGGCUGCACUGGGUCUUCGUUGCUGUGCGCAGGCUUUCUCUAGUUGCGGUGAGCGGGAGCUACUCUUCGUUGCCAUGUGUGGGUUUCUCAUUGCGGUGGCUUCUCUUAUUGCAGAGCACGGGCUCUAGGCGCCCGGGCUUCAGUAGUUGCAGCACGCGGGCUCAGUAGUUGUGGCACACGGGCUUAGUUGCUCCAUGGCAUAUGGGAUCGUUCCAGACCAGGGCUCAAACCCGUGUCUCCUGUCUGGCCUCUUGGUGCUGGUAACUAGUGGCUCUGUGUCCUUAGUAAAUGCUAGCCAAUAUCAAGAGCUACUAGAGAUCUUCUAGCCAAAGCUUAGGAUUUGCCAGAUCAGUGAACAUAAGUAUCCACUGAGGCUCCCACUUCCAGGAUGUACUGCCCAGCACUGCACCCCUAUUUGUCUCUGAGCCUGGGGUGGGUUUCUGUCACCACUACCUGCAACUCAAUCUCCCCAACUGAAAUUUAAGGAGAUGGAUUCAGAGGCCGGGGAAGAGUUGUCUCCAGCAAACUCUCAUUGCUUUAAGGAAGGAAUUUAAAGCAGUGAGUUGCAAACUCUGAUUCUUACCCUCUCUUACACUAUUUCACAGAUAGAGAACAUCUACAUUCAUAGUUCUCCUAGCUCCUGAAAUAUCCCUGCCCUCUUUUCACCAGGCAGAAAAAUAACCUUCAUCCUAGAGCAUCAGCUGGAGCCAAAGAAAGUAGGCACCCCUUACUCAUUCUAGGAAUUUCCUCAGCUUUCUGGUAUCAGAAAUUUCAUCCAUCCAUCCAUCCAUCCAUCCAUCCAGCUGGUCAACAGUCUAAACAUCCAUUCAUUCAUCCAACCAUCCAUUCAUCCAUACAACCAUCUAACCAUUCAUCCAGCCAUCCAACCAAUGAUCCAUCCAUCCAUCCAUCCAUCCAUCCAUCCAUCCAUCCAUCCCCCCAUGCACCCAGCCAUCCAUCCUACUCUAGGCCUGAUACUGUGCUCAGUUACAGGGACAUCACAGUGAGAUGGACAGAUGUGGAUACUGCUUUGGGGAUCUUUCUUACCAGCAUGUGAGACAGAUGAUUAAACUAACAAUUGCUUUAAAAAUCUGCCUUGUACGUAUCUCAACUACCCCUACUUUCCAGCUCUUCAUCCAUAUACCUCUACCAAAUUAUAUGAACAGCCUCCUUCUUCUCCUUAUAUGUGAUAUUUCCCUGACUCCUUAAUUCAAACAAACAACAAAAACAAACCACCUGAGUUUGUCAAGACUCACAACAGUGUCCUAACACCAAUUAGAAAAAACAGUUCUCUGGGUGAGUCCUCAGUGUCAGACCUCCGUGUCUGUCUGUCUGUCUGUUUACCACUCUGCCCCCAGCACCUAACAUAGGGCCUGGAACAUGGGACAUACUCAGUAAAUUUAGUUUGUUGAAUGAUUAGCUGAAUACCAUUCAGUGUUUGUUGGCGCCUGGCUCUGAGCUGAGUGUUGUACCAUUCUGUUGUUUAUACUUCACUGAGAUCCUAUGAGUACGUACCAUGCUUAUUCUGCAGAUAAGGACACUGUGGCUUGAAUAUGAGAAAUGACUUUGCCAAAAUCUCACAGUUAAUCAAUCGUGGAGCUUUGCCUAGAAAAACAUAGCCUGCAUUACUACACUCAUUAUUAUAAGUCACCCAGCCAGGAGUAUGUCCCUGUGGAGGAGACCAGGGGGCACAGAAAGUAAAAGGAUAUAAGCCGAAGAGAAGAAAAUCUGGUGGAAGCAUAUCAAAAAUACAGAAACAAAAUAAUCAGACACCCAUCCCUGAUGCUCCUUAAGCAUGGUUAUUCAGCCCCUAUUACUGCUACUAUUAUCAUCAUUAAUGUUAUUACUACUAAUAUAUUAUGUCUUGCUCUUUGCUUUGCUUCUCAACGAUGUGUCUUGGAGAGCUUUACACCUAUGCUUACUUCAUAGGAUUCCUCAAUACAGACAUAUUUAAAUACUCUCCUUUAAUGGGCAUUUCCUAAUCUCCAUUCCUUUUUUUGUUAUUUUAUUUGUGUGUUUUGGAGUCAUUAAUGUACAGACUCCAUUGUAUCAUCUGUACACAGGUCUGUGAGGUAAACAUGACACUGUUGGGGACCAGGGUUCUCAGGGGUUUAGAGAGUCAGAGGCUGGGGAGAGCAGAAGCUCUGGCCUGCGUGCAGUGGGUGCUCAGGCUCGCCUUGACCUUUGAGGGCUUGGGAAUCAGGCCAGUGGGCAUCAGGAAGGGUCAGCCCAUCUGGUAAGUCUGGCUCAGCCUUCUCAGAACCUGGAGAGCCGGGCCAGGAAGACUGAGUCCUGCAGACGUCCCUACAGACUGUGUAUGUGCUCCCUCCACCCUUAAUUGUCCACUUUCCUCCAUAGGAGAUUUACUUACAGAGGAGUUGCCAGUGCCAGGAUGACUGGAAGAAGGCUCUUAAGCUUAUAGCUGUGUUUGUUACCUGGUUUCAUACUAGAACUCUCAGAAGGCCCAAAGAUGAGGAGCUAGCUUGGGAGUACGGAAAGUGGGGGAAAUGCAGAGUCACGAAAACGGUGUCCCUCCUUGUUUAGCAAGGAGGAAAAUGAAAUGUUUCAUACGGAAGAGGAAAGACCCCAUGUUGGUUUGUGAUGUGGCAUGACUGGCCAAAGCCUUCUACCCAGCAAGGGCUAGAAAGGAGCUGUCAUUAAAGGGACACUUUCCUGGUCUGCUAUGCCCAUGUCACCUCCCAGAGACCCAGGAUCGGAGUAAGUGCCACCAAAAAGGCAGAUCACGAUUGCCACACGUGACUGAUAAAGUCCCCAAAUGGUACCUUGUCACUGGGCAUUCUGAGAUGGCUUACUAUAUGCCAGGAACCACUCUAAGUACUUCAUUUAUAUUCUCUCAAUUAAUAUACAUCUUAAUUCCAGAGAAAGCCUUUGAGAUAGGUGCCAUUUUUAUGUGCAUUUUAUGGAUAAGGAAACUGAGUUGUUAGUUUUAGCACAUAAUCCUCUGUGUUACUUAAAUACUUUAUAAUGAGGCAGUUUUCAUGCAUAAAAUGUAUGUAAAAAGAAUGAACAAUUAGGAGCAUUAAAUAAAUGUGAGAGAGAGAUUGGAGACGUUUUCACUGGACAUCUACUAUUAGGCUGCCAUGUUACGUGCUUCGUUUAAACUUAGUAUAACAUGCCCAAGAGGAAGGCAUUACAGAUGCCAAUUCAGUCAAUGAGAAACUGGAGCUUCAGAGAGGUGGCACAAGCUCCUCAAGGUCACACAGCCAAGCAGCUGCCUAAGCAUCUGGGACCUGACCUCAAAGCACAUGUUUUUCCAUGUCAGUUGGACACUUGGUGAUGCUACAUCAGUAUGUGCUGAUUUGAAUUUACUUUCCUUCCUUCCUCUUU